This is a messenger RNA of Athene cunicularia (burrowing owl), 1537 nucleotides long. RefSeq names its product adhesion G protein-coupled receptor G5 (gene ADGRG5). The transcript has 11 exons. Gene Ontology annotation, cellular component: membrane. Bases 1 to 1530 code for a protein of 509 amino acids. Gene Ontology annotation, molecular function: G protein-coupled receptor activity. NCBI's taxonomy places the organism in Eukaryota, Metazoa, Chordata, Aves, Strigiformes, Strigidae. Gene Ontology annotation, biological process: adenylate cyclase-activating G protein-coupled receptor signaling pathway; cell surface receptor signaling pathway. The record is from RefSeq and is a predicted model, not a curated record.
AUGGCUCCAUCAGAGCUGGAGACAGAAGUGGUCGCCCUGGAGAGGAAGAUGGAGCAGGCCUGUGGCAGAACCCACCACCCCGGGCAGUUGUUAAAAUCGCUGGAGGAGCAGCUGGCCCGCUGGGAGAAAUACAACUUCACGGGUAGCAUGAUCGAGGUCUACGUGUUCAAGUUCAUGUCUGACCGCUUCAGAGGGUUAAAACUCAGUAGCAGGAUGGGAGAGCCGGGGCAGCACCCCGACCCCCACCCAAGCCAGCCAAGCACGGGGUGGCUGAAUCCAUCUGUCCCCUGCACACUGACGCAGGAUAUGAAGCUGGAUGGCAGCAGGAGGUUCAGGCAUGCCAUGAACUUCCCAGCGGAGCUCGUGAAGGGCAUCCAGGCACAGGGAGUGGAGCAGGAGCUUGUCUGCAUCUAUAUCCACAGCCCCUGCAUCUUCCAGGACACCCACAAUAGCUCUGUGCUGAACAACUAUGUGCUGGGAGCCUACCUGCGGAGCGGGCAUGUGGCCGGGCUCAGCCAGCCUGUGGAGAUCCAGAUUUGGCAUGACAUGGUGUUGGAUGCCUCCAAUGCCACCUGUGUCUUCUGGCAGCCUGAAGCAGGUGCAGGCAGCACAGGCAGCUGGAGCAAGGAGGGCUGCGAGACCACGCACAGGGAGGGCACCGUUAUCUGCCACUGCAACCACCUCACCUACUUCGCCGUCCUGCUGGUCCACAGCCCUCCUUCCCUCUCAUUACUUCCUUCUUCCUCCUUCCCUCUUACGUUGGGCUGUGCCAUGCCAUGUUGGGCUGUGCCAUGCCAUGUUGAGCUGUGCUGUGCCAUGUUGGGCUGUCGACUGAGGGACAACACGACUAAGAUCCACAUGCACCUCCUGGCUGCGCUGCUCCUGCUCAACUGCAGCUUCCUGCUGAGCACGCCGCUGGCCGACAGCACAGAGGGGCUCUGCAGAGUCACUGCUGCCCUGCUGCACGCUGGCCUUCUCUGCACCCUGGCAUGGAUGGCUGCUGAGGCCUUCCACCUCCUCCUCCUCCUCGUCAAGGUCUACAACAUUUACAUCCAGCACUACCUCCUCAAGCUCUGCCUCUUCGCUUGGGGUCUGCCCACGCUGGCUGUGGUGGCUGUUUUUGUCUUCAGGAGAGACACGUAUGGGUACCACACCAUCAAAACCUCUGAAGGCUACAGAAAUGUGACUAUGUGCUGGCUGACCAGUCCACCCGCCCAUUAUGCCACCCUCUGCUAUGCCGGCCUCAUCCUGCUCUUCAACACGUUGGUGCUGGGGAGGGUAGUGACAAUACUGCGGAGGAUCCAGCAGCAGAAGGGGCAGGCGAGGAAAGACUGGGUGACGGUGCUGGGGCUCACCUGCCUGCUGGGCACCACCUGGAGCUUGGCCUUCUUCACCUUUGGUGUCUUCCUUGUCCCCCAGCUCUACCUCUUCACAAUCCUCAACUCCUUGCAAGGUCUCUUCGUCUGCCUCUGGUAUGUCACCGUACACCGCCAGAGCAAGCUGCGCACCAACAUCAACACCUACAGAUAACCUACCC